AUGUUCUUUUUUCGUCUUGGUAGGAAACAACGAAGAGAUGAGCUGCUUCAAGAGCAGCAACGACGUACAGCUAGUCAAAAUCCAACAAUACCACGUAGUAUACAUUUUGAAAGAAUGGAACGCUGUAAAAAUUGUUGUAAAUCAUUUACAACAUUUAUAUUUUCACGUGUUGGCCUUUGUUUACUUGUUGUGGCAUAUGCAUUUGGUGGUGGUAUGGUAUUUCAAUUUCUUGAAUCAGAUUCAGAAGAAGCCGAUAUUAAUAAAGUUCAACAACAUUUAAAUAUAACAGUUGAAAAAUUAUUUGAACAUAGUAUGAAUUCAUCAUUUUUAUAUCAAGAUAAUUGGAUACCUAAAGCAAGAGAAAUACUUGAAGAUUAUCAAAAAGAUAUAGUUCGUCGAACAAAACGUGGUUCUCAAGGUGAACGUGUUUCUGAUGAUACGAAACAAUGGAAUUAUCCAGGAGCUAUUCUCUAUGCAAUUACAGUUAUAACAACGAUAGGUUAUGGACAUAUUACUUGUAAAACAGAUUAUGGUAAAAUUAUGACAAUGAUCUAUGCUAUAUUUGGUAUUCCAUUAAUGCUAUUAUGUUUAGCAAAUAUUGGUUCAACAAUGGCAGAUGCAUUUCGUUUUAUCUAUUGUAAUAUAUGUUGUUCGUAUUGUAAUAUGGUUAAAAAACGUCGUAAUUUACGUGCAUUACAAUCUGUUGAAUUAUCACGUAAUGCAGCAGCAGCAGCAACAGCAGCAUCACUACCACCAUCUCCAAUAACGACAACAUUAGCAUCAAAUCCAAUUCAAUCACCUACAAAUGAUCUUGAACAACCUCCACCGCAGAAUGUCGUCGAAUUUGUUGAUAAUCUUAGUAUUGAUUAUCGUAAAGUUACAAUACCGAUCAGUGUUACACUUUCAUUACUAUCAUCUUAUUUGAUACUUGGUUCAGUACUUUUUAGCCAAUGGGAAAAAUGGGACUAUUUAGACGGUGCUUAUUUUUGUUUUGUUACACUUGCAACGAUCGGUUUAGGUGAUCUUGUACCGGGUAAAUCUAUAACAUCAACACAAGUUGAAGGUAAAUUAAUCAUCUGUGCUCUUUAUGUUCUACUUGGUUUAUCAUUAAUGGCCAUGUGUUUUAAUUUAAUGCAAGAAGAAGUUCGAGCAAAAUUCCGACGAUUAGGAAAUAAACUUGGAAUUACUGAUGAUCCAAAUUAUUGGUAG
This is a messenger RNA of Adineta steineri, 1209 nucleotides long. Lineage: Eukaryota; Metazoa; Rotifera; Eurotatoria; Adinetida; Adinetidae. The record is from the annotation of a GenBank genome assembly.